GACUCUGGGUUUUGGUGUCUGCCUCCGAGCGCGUGUGUCAGAGUGUGUGUAUGUUGGAGGGAGAAAAGAGAUAAAGGGAGAGAGAGAAAGGGAGGGAGAGGCAAGCAGCGUUUCUUCUCCCCCCUUUAGCCUCCCCGUCUCCCUGCUCCCUGUCACUCCAUCCUUCCUCCCCUCUCCUGGACCACCCUCCAGCCCUGCUUCGAGCCGGACCGAGACCCCCCUACCACCCAGACCACCCCGGGACCCUUUGACUCUCCUCACUUCUCCAUCCCACCGACCGCAACCUCUGAGCAGUUUUUCCCUGCAGCACUUCUGCCCCUGUCUGAAAAGUGACACAGUUGCAGGAGAUGAUAUCAGUGAGGUCAGGGAUCCCUCUCGUGCCCUUUCCCUCCCUGGAGUGCUGUCUACGAUCUCAUCUGCACAAUAUCCACUGAACUCAAGUUCCUCAAUUGAUUUGAUCUAAAUACGCUUCUGCUGGCGAGGCGCAGCAAAGUGUAUCGGCCAGACAUCUGAUCCCCGUUCUGUCGGAAGGCUGCCAGCCACAGGUCACAUGACCUGGAAGAAAAAAGCUAGGAGACUUUUGGGAUCCCGCUUCGCAUGGGCUGGCUAUCAACCUGAAGGGAAGUCCAAAGGCUGAUGAACUGAUCUGUGUCUGUGUGAGACCACACUGCUCUGGUGUCCUAUAUGCCCAGGGAACACAACAUCCAGCACAAAUCUGGUGACUGGCUGGCUGGAAUACCACCUUUCUCCUUCUCCUUCUGAGGACAUCCCAUUCCAGGACCGGUCUUACCCCCUCCCCCCCAGCAUGGAGCCCACCAAAGUCCAGUCAGAGGGUGGCCUCAAUGUCACCCUCACCAUCCGCCUCCUCAUGCAUGGAAAAGAGGUCGGAAGUAUAAUUGGAAAGAAAGGGGAGACAGUAAAAAAGAUGCGAGAAGAGAGUGGAGCACGAAUCAAUAUUUCCGAAGGCAACUGUCCGGAAAGGAUCGUCACCAUCACCGGACCAACAGACACCAUCUUCAAGGCUUUCGCCAUGAUUGCCUACAAAUUUGAGGAGGACAUAAUAAAUUCCAUGAGCAACAGCCCAGCGACCAGCAAGCCCCCCGUCACCUUAAGGCUUGUAGUGCCAGCCAGCCAGUGUGGCUCCCUCAUAGGAAAAGGAGGCUCCAAAAUAAAAGAAAUGAGAGAGUCCACAGGGGCCCAAGUUCAGGUGGCGGGGGACAUGCUGCCCAACUCCACAGAACGUGCAGUGACAAUCUCCGGGACCCCAGAAGCCAUCAUCCAGUGUGUCAAACAGAUCUGCGUGGUAAUGCUGGAGUCUCCACCAAAAGGUGCCACCAUCCCUUAUCGCCCAAAGCCGGCCUCCACCCCAGUUAUUUUUUCUGGUGGCCAGGCCUACACAAUUCAGGGACAGUACGCCAUACCACACCCAGAUCAGUUGACCAAGCUCCACCAGUUGGCUAUGCAGCAAACCCCCUUUACCCCUCUCGGACAGACCACCCCUGCUUUCCCUGGUUUGGAUGCCAGUCCACCAGCCAGCACCCAUGAACUCACCAUUCCUAAUGAUUUAAUAGGCUGCAUUAUUGGACGCCAAGGAACCAAAAUAAAUGAGAUUCGACAGAUGUCUGGGGCGCAGAUCAAAAUUGCAAAUGCCAUGGAGGGCUCGUCUGAGCGUCAGAUCACCAUCACAGGGACCCCUGCUAACAUCAGCCUGGCCCAGUAUCUCAUCAAUGCAAGGUUCAGGGACGUGGCUGCCAUGUGGAAUGACCCCUCAUCCAUGACAACAUCCUGAAGUCACCCCAAAUCUGGUUCUCUUUUCAGAAGCUAACACCAAAACCAGCGCUUCACAAUUAACCACUAUGUGUUGUCCCAUGGAAUUUCCCCUAGAGUCCCUUGGUUGUGCAUAACACUUUAGCGUUAGCCUGCAGGAGACCUGUAGUAAAAGUCAGAUUAACAAGAGUGGGAUUUGUUUAAAAUUGAUGUAGCCAGUGUAUUAUUAAAAAACUAGUUUUACAUUUUGGGAAAUAUAGUUAUUAGGGUUUUAUUUAUUUAUGUAUUUAUUUAUUUAUUUUUGGUUAAAUUUAAAUAAGUAGUUCAAUACCACUCUCAUCUCUGCCAGUUAACUACAAAGCUAGGUCCCGGAGAUGGUCACCUUAGCUUAGCAAAGGCUGGAAACAGGGGGGAACAGUAUGCUUGGGUCAGUGCAAAGGUACCAAAAAACCUGUACCAGCUCAUUAAUCAACAUGGUGACUGCCUGGCAACUUCAACAAAACUCCAGGAAGUCACUGCUCUUGUCAGAGACAUAAGCUUCAGGGGCUGCAUCAGAGUCUUCAUAGACUGUGAAGGCUGAACCAAAAUGAAAUGGUCUGGUCUGAAAGAUUUCCACUUUGCGUCCUUACUGUUGCGUCGCAUAGCACCGAUCAUGUCGCCUAGCAACCUUGACAGCACCUAACUUUUUUUAUUAUAAAAACUUGAGGUUUUAAGGCCCUUUGUUUUUUAACAGUUGUACGGUUAGCUGUUGGACUGAUUUAAAAGUGUAAUGUUCGGGUACUCUGUCAGCGUUUGCUGUCAUUUUAUACACACACACUGACUCUUGGGAUAAGUUGGGGCCAUGAAGGAUCCACCCAUUGGAGAGGAAAAGAAGACUGCAUUUCUUUGCAGCCUUAUUGCAGCCUUAGUAAUAUAUAUAUAUAUAUAUAUAUAUACAGUUUGGCACAUUAUGAAACCAUGAGUCUUCAUUUUUACUUUAGUUUUUAUAUGAAUCAAAAAAACAAGCUCUAGUAUACAAAUAAGUGAGUUUUUAAGAUGCUAGUAAGGAUAUUUUCUUAACGUUAGACAGCUCCAGGCUAGCUGUUUCUGCCUGUUUCCAGUCUUUAUGCUAAGCUAAAAUAAGCUAAAACAUCUAAACCAUCUCCUGGCUUUAUCGCAGAGAAAUGACAGUGGUAUUGAACUUUGCAACAAAGCUAAUAAGUGUACUUCCCAAAAUAUUGAACUACUCCUUUAAGUAUUUAUUUAGCAUGCUUCAUUCCAAAAAUAAUAUGGUAUUUAUUUCUGUCAUUGCUAUAUUAGAUACAUUUGCCUAUCAAGUCCUAUUGUGUCAUUGUAUAGAAAGAGUAAAAUUAAUAAAAAAUGGAAAAUUAAAAAAAUAAAAAGCAAAGAAAAAAGACCGAACGCGUGUGCCACCGAGCAAUGCUGUUAGAAGGAGUGAUGUGAUGCCUCUGUCAGGGAAUAGCCUACAACAGUUUCUACAUUGGAUAUUUCAUGACACCAUCAUGUUUUUUUUUCAGUCCACUGCAUGGCUUCAUGAGGGGGUUAGUAUUGCAUGAUUAUUUUUACCAUAUUUUGAGAAGCUGAGCUGUUUUCUGUGAACGGGUACAAUGAAAAUAUGGUGUAAAUUCUGCGUAAAAAAAAUGUCCCGGCAAAUUCAAGCACAAAGCCAUUGCAGCAUAACUUUCACUUUCAAAGCGAAAGUUCUUCUUUCACAGUUGUUUUAUUUUCUCUGUCUAUCUUUCCCUCCCCCCUUCCCCUGCUCCUCCUCCACCCCGUCUUCCCCUGAACUGUUCUAGGCUGACGUCUGAAGUCACUGGAAUGGGCACACUCUAAUUUCUACCCAUCUUCCCUCAGUGCAUCACAUGACCCUUAAGAGCUUAUUGCAUUGCACCUAGUUCAUUUAUUUAUCUCUAUAUUGGACAGUCCUGAUAUUUAAGUGACUUUAACUUUUAUAAUUUCUAGUAUCUACUGUAAACAUGUGUAUCUGCACUGUCACUAGGAUUCUUCACGCCUAACUGAAACCGUGUUGUCUCUGUUUCUGAAAGGUCACUUUACUUUUUUGACACUCUAGUACCUUUCAUGGCAUCUCAUGCGCUGCACUGCUUUGUUUUACCUCAUAUUUUAACACAUCACUGUACCUUUGUUUUUGCUCUGCAGGCACCUGAAAGUAUAUGCAAAGUAAACCUAAAAAUUGGUGUAACAAUUUAAAAGAAGGUUGUCCCUUCUCCACACCACAUUGACACAUUUUUACUCCAUAUUUAGACUACUACAGACAAUGCAUUAUUCAACACAAAUCUUCAACAACUAUAAACCUGAUGCUUUUUUCAAGUUCAUUUUACACUGACUUCAGGAUUGAUGAAAUGAGUGUUUUACUGUGUGCCUGUGUGCCUGUCUUAGUGCCGUAUGUACACCAUAGAUUGAUCUGCAUGAUGCACAAAACCUAUUGUAUUUCAAAUUCAUUUUAAAAUCAAUCAUGUAGAAGCAAAGACUGAAUGGUGACAGGGAAUUAAACAAGCCAUGAACGGUCUUUUUAUGAUCCGUAUGUGUCACUCUGACUCCAGUUUGAAAGUACCUCAUGGAUAAAGGCCAGUAAAUAUUUAUUCCAAUGCACAAUAUAUGUGUCUCUCUGAGUUUCAUCUGAACAGACAAAAAGGUUGGAUGGAAAAAUGAAAAUAAUUCAAGAGAAUGACUACAGUGACGAUUGAAAUUCAAAUGCAUGCUAUAAAUGCACCCCCGUUUUAUUCACAUAUAUUCCACAAACAUGUACUCAUGUUAUUCAUUCAUCUCAUAGCAACAAAGUAUAAGAGGCAUGAGUCAUUUGGAAAGGUCUGGAAAUUGUCCAAUGUAUAUUUGCACUCACAUGUAGCUAGUAAUGUCUUCAGUGUGUGUCAAAAGGGCUCACAAGCUCCUGGGAAGCAAAGACUCUCAUUAUUCAAUCAUGUCUGUUUUUCAGCUCCUUCCUGCUACAGUUUGGUAGGCUACAGAAAAAAAUGUAGUGUUUCUGGUUAGCAUGUAUGAAACAUUGGCAUGUAUAAAACAUAUCUUUUAACGUAUGCAUCUACAAUGAACCAAGUCAUUGGUUUUGCAGGCCUACUGUACAUAUACAUGUAUGUAUGACUCCCACUGUACUCACCACCUACUGUAAGACAGUAUCUCCGUAGUUACACCAGGCUGUAUAUCUGUUCCACCCAACUUGAGGCCCCGGUUGAUCAAACUAAAGCUGAAUGUAUUUCAAAAUAUGUUUUAACUGCUAACAUUUACAUGUCAUACAGGAAUAAAUCACCUUCAGUGGUGUCUUUUUAACCAUGUACUUAAAUGAGUACGGUAUAAUAUGAUGCAGAAUGAUAUAUAAUGUAGAGAAGAUUUUGUAAGGUUGGGCACUCAAACGGGUGUGUUACAGAUUACUUAUUUAAAAUUGUAAUCUACACUUUAUUACAUGAGAUACAUACAAUGUUAUGUAAUCCGAUUAUUUUAGGUUAUGUUGAAUAUAAAACAUAAACUUAAACAACUAACUUUCCUGUAUUUUCUGCAAACAUAUAUGAAUGGAUGGCCUUACUAGUAUCUGUAGCUGUCAUUUCAAAAUGCAGGCUAUAAGAUAAAGAAAAAAUAUAUAUACAUAUAUAUCACUCCACAGUAACACAUGACACUCCAGAUUUCAGGUAGCUACUAUUUUAAAUCCACAUUACCAAACACAGUUACACAUUUUACUCCCAAAGCCUGGAUAUGCAUUACUCCAAUACUAAUCAUAGACAUAAUGUUUAGGGAACAAAAUUUGUGUCAUUGCAGUUUAGGCUCAGGUAUUUGGCUUUUGGCUAGCAUUGAUUAUACAUAGAUUAUGAUGACUCAGUGAUAUGUUGUUGUUAAAACAAGGCUGCUUUACAGUUACUUGUACAUUACAAGUAACUGUAAAGCAGUACAUGACACAUUGCUUCACAUUUACAUUGCAAAUGUAAAAUCUGUACAUUAGCACUCCAUAUGUGUUUGAGAUGAAAUAAUUGAAGACUGGCUGAUUGAGGGCGAAAAGGUUUUUAAGGUGUCAUUAAAAAAUGUCCAUUAUCUACAGAAUCUGAUCAUUAAUAUCUUCUUUAAAAUGCAUAUUAAUACUUGUGUUUGUAGGUUUAAGGUGUCUGCUGGUUAAUGCAGGCAGGUCAGCCAAGAUAUAGUCAUGCUAUUUUACAGUGUGACCAGUUUGAAAAUAUCUCAGUUGCCUUUUUGACUGUCAUACUUCUAUCGUUCAUACUCAUGGCAUUGCUCAUGUUUCAUCGACCCGCAAUGCUGUGUAGGCCGAACACCUCUUUUGUUGCUUCUGUCAUUUUAGUGAUACAUUAACACUUUUUUGUUCCUGUGCUAGAGCAGCAAAAAAAUAAAGGUUAGCGCUGAGGUGAUAUAAAUAAUGCUGUUUGAAGAAAUGUGUCAGACCAUGUUUAUGUUUGAUCAUUUGCUUCAUGAAGGUCUGUAUUGGAUUUAUUAUUUAUUGAGGUUGAUUCUGAAAUGUUUUGUAAAAAGAAGAGAAUAAAGUUUGUGUUUUUCCCUUGA
Molecule: messenger RNA, 6303 nt
Organism: Seriola dumerili (greater amberjack)
Lineage: Eukaryota; Metazoa; Chordata; Actinopteri; Carangiformes; Carangidae
Gene: pcbp3
Product: poly(rC)-binding protein 3
Exons: 18
Coding region: 806-1789 (327 amino acids)
Biological process (GO): regulation of gene expression; regulation of RNA metabolic process
Cellular component (GO): cytoplasm; nucleus
Molecular function (GO): mRNA binding
Source: RefSeq, a predicted model, not a curated record